This is a messenger RNA of Hevea brasiliensis (rubber tree), 3197 nucleotides long. RefSeq names its product alpha,alpha-trehalose-phosphate synthase [UDP-forming] 5. The record is from RefSeq and is a predicted model, not a curated record. The coding region runs from base 402 to 2939 and encodes 845 amino acids. NCBI's taxonomy places the organism in Eukaryota, Viridiplantae, Streptophyta, Magnoliopsida, Malpighiales, Euphorbiaceae. Gene Ontology annotation, biological process: trehalose biosynthetic process. Gene Ontology annotation, molecular function: catalytic activity. Gene Ontology annotation, cellular component: cytosol. The transcript has 4 exons.
UCAUCACUCAUUACCAUCACUCAAAAACAGUAGAGGGAGUGAGUGAGUGAGUGAGGUUUGAGAGAAUCAAAUUCUUUCUACAAAGGUAUCCCAUUUGUUCUUGUCUGAUAUCUAAAAGCAAAGAAGACAAGAAAACAAAAGAAAGAAUACCCACAAAUCAGAACUUGUUUGAAAACCGAAAAGGCUAAGCAAAAGGUCUGUUAAUGCCACUCACUCUGUCUCUCUCUCUCUUUCUCCUGUAAUACACAGGGAAGCAAGCAAGGAAGAAGAAAAAGAAAAGAAUCUUAGUUUCCUAUCUGUCUAAUCUAAUCUCAACUUGAAAGACCGUGAUUUUCAAUUCUUAGAUUCAAGACAAGCAAUAUAUCUCUGGGUAGACAAGAGGUUCCUUAUUUGUCCUCAAAAUGGUUUCAAGAUCGUAUUCAAACCUCUUGGAUCUUGCUUCUGGUGAGCGCCCAACUUUUGGUAGUGAGAGGAGGAGACUCCCUCGAGUGGCAACUGUUGCUGGAGUAUUAUCUGAGCUAGAUGAUGAAAAUAGCAAUAGUGUUGGCUCUGAUGCCCCCUCAUCUGUCUCUCAAGAACGGAUGAUCAUUGUGGGAAACCAGCUUCCUCUUCGGGCAAAUCGAAGUCCUGAUGGCAGUGGGGAGUGGUGCUUUAGCUGGGACGAGGAUUCUCUUCUUUUACAACUCAAAGAUGGUCUUGGAGAAGAUGUAGAAGUUAUAUAUGUUGGUUGUCUUAAAGAAGAGGUUGACCCUAGUGAGCAAGAUGAUGUAGCCCAAACAUUGCUUGAAUCUUUCAAAUGUGUCCCAGCUUUUAUCCCUCCUGAUCUUUUUAGUAAAUUCUAUCAUGGAUUCUGUAAACAGCAUUUGUGGCCUUUAUUUCACUACAUGCUCCCGCUAUCACCAGAUCUUGGUGGCAGGUUUGAUCGGUCUCUUUGGCAGCCUUAUGUUUCUGUGAACAAGAUAUUUGCAGACAAAGUAAUGGAAGUGAUUAGCCCUGAUGAUGAUUAUGUGUGGGUUCAUGACUACCACUUGAUGGUUUUGCCAACAUUUUUGAGGAAGAGGUUCAAUAGAGUAAAGCUUGGGUUCUUCCUCCAUAGUCCAUUUCCAUCAUCUGAAAUAUAUCGGACACUUCCUGUUAGGGAUGAACUUCUGAGAGCACUUCUCAAUGCUGACCUGAUCGGCUUUCAUACUUUUGAUUAUGCAAGGCACUUCCUCUCUUGCUGUAGUAGGAUGCUUGGUCUUUCUUAUCAAUCUAAGCGAGGUUACAUAGGCCUUGAGUAUUAUGGUCGUACUGUUAGCAUAAAGAUUCUGCCUGUUGGGAUUCACAUAGGUCAACUCCAAUCAGUGCUGAAUCUUCCUGAGACAGAAUCAAAAGUUGCAGAGCUAUAUGAUCAGUUUAGAGGUCAAACUGUCAUUCUUGGUGUUGAUGACAUGGAUAUUUUUAAAGGAAUCAGCUUGAAACUUUUGGCCAUGGAGCAACUGCUCAUGCAACAUCCUGAUAAGAGGGGUGAAGUUGUUUUGGUUCAAAUAGCAAACCCAGCAAGAGGCAGAGGACGGGAUGUGCAAGAGGUUCAAUCUGAAACCAAGGCCACUGUGAGGAGGAUUAAUGAGACAUUUGGAACACCAGGAUAUGAUCCAGUGGUUUUAAUUGACAACCCACUCCAGUUUUAUGAGCGGAUUGCAUAUUAUGUUAUUGCAGAAUGUUGUCUUGUUACGGCAGUAAGGGAUGGAAUGAAUUUGAUACCCUAUGAGUAUGUUAUAUGUCGGCAAGGAAAUGAAAAGCUGGAUGAGACAUUGGGGCUAAUCCCAUUGGCUCCCAAAAAAAGCAUGCUUGUUGUUUCAGAGUUUAUUGGAUGCUCCCCAUCAUUAAGUGGGGCAAUUCGAGUAAAUCCAUGGAACAUUGAUUCUGUGGCUGAAGCUAUGGAUUCUGCUCUUAUAGUCCCUGAGCCAGAAAAACAGAUGCGACAUGAGAAGCACCAUAGGUAUGUGAGUACACAUGAUGUUGCAUAUUGGGCGCGCAGCUUUUUGCAGGAUCUUGAAAGGGCCUGCAGGGAUCAUUUGAGAAGGAGGUGUUGGGGAAUUGGAUUUGGUCUAGGUUUUCGGGUAAUUGCUUUGGAUCCAAAUUUUAGGAAACUUUCAGUUGAACAUAUUGUUUCAGCUUAUAAGAGGACAAAGAAUAGAGCAAUUCUUUUGGAUUAUGAUGGAACUAUAAUGCUUCCAGGUUCUAUUAGUACUGCUCCUAGCACAGAGGCUGUUGGAAUAUUGAACAAUUUAUGUAGAGACCCUAAGAAUGUAGUUUUUAUUGUUAGCGGGAAGGACAGAGAGACUCUAGCUGUAUGGUUUUCUUCUUGUCAAAAGCUUGGUAUUGCAGCAGAGCAUGGUUAUUUUGCGAGGCCAAAUCAUGAUGCAGAUUGGGAAACAUGUGUGUCAGUGCCAGAUUUUGAUUGGAAACAGAUUGCUGAGCCAGUAAUGAAACUAUACACUGAAACAACUGAUGGUUCUGCCAUUGAGACCAAAGAGAGUGCUCUAGUAUGGAAUUACCAAUAUGCAGAUCCAGAUUUUGGGUCAUGCCAGGCUAAGGAGCUCCUAGAUCACCUAGAAAGUGUUCUUGCAAAUGAGCCAGUUUCAGUCAAGAGUGGCCAACACAUAGUGGAAGCUAAACCUCAGGGUGUCAACAAAGGACUUGUGGCACAAUGUCUCCUGGAAACAAUGCAAAAGAAAGAAAUGCUUCCUGAUUUUGUUCUCUGCAUUGGGGAUGACAGGUCCGAUGAAGACAUGUUUGAAGUGAUAAUGAAUGCAAGGGCAGGCCCCUCUCUUUCCCCAGUUGCUGAAGUUUUUGCUUGCACUGUUGGCCAAAAGCCUAGCAAGGCAAAGUACUACUUGGAAGAUACAUCUGAGAUUUUGAGAAUGCUGCAAGGCCUGGCCAAUGCUUCAGAGUAGGCUGCGCGAAGCACUCCUCAAUCGUCACUAAUAGUGACCAUUGAUAGAGAGUAAUUACAACGUCUCUAUUCACUGGGUCUUCUUGUGUUUUGAAUGUUUUGUGCUUGAGUGAUUUCCACAGACUUCUGGGCUUAUCUGAUUGGGGUCAAAUUGACGUUUGGUGGUUUUAUGUCUUUGCAUUUUCAUUGGAUGCACGGACAAGUUUGUCCGAAUUCUGUUGCACAGUAAUUAUAAUUUUCUACUGCAAGUAGUUUGUGC